AUGAAGCGCCUCGAUCUCCAAGGCCUCAGAGGUCUUUCAAUUCUCGCAGUACUACUAUUCCAUUAUUUCGGCGACACAUUCCCAAAUGGAUACAUUGGAGUCGACAUGUUAUUCGUGUUGUCCGGCUACCUGAUGACAAUGAUAUUGGGCUCAUCGAAAUCGCUGGAUUCGGCGUCGAACCAACAAUUCUACUAUCGCCGAAUCAAACGAAUCGUGCCGCUCUUCAUGUUCACCAUAUUUGGUGCAACGCUUCUCGUCUUUCUAUUAUUCCCGCCAACGUUCAUCUCGAUCAAUUGCGAUUCGGCGUUCACUUCAAUGUUUCUCUUCAAGAAUGUCGCCGAGUCGCUCGCCUAUUUUCAAAAGAUGAGUCAAGCCAACGAUCUAUUCGUCCAUUUAUGGUCGAUAUGUGUCGCUGCUCAAUUCUACCUCCUCUAUCCGCUUCUACUCCUUACUUUGAACCGAUUCCCCAACUACCGCAUCCAUUCGCUGAUCGCCAUCAUCAUUCUGAGUUUUCGACACCACGCCACCUCAGACCCAAUAACCUCAUUUUAUUGCGUGUUCGCGCGUCUAUGGCAAUUCGCGUUUGGCGCCCUCUCAUUCUACACCGCCGAAUGUUUCGAUGAGAUCGUUGCGCGCCCAAAACGCGAAUUCCUUCUACUCGAUCAAGAUUACGAUAUCGACGAGAUCGAGGACCUUGAAGUGAACCUCGAGAAGCGCGAGAAGACCAACUCGCCAAUUGAGCACAACCAAUGGCAAUUCAAUAUUCUGGUGACCGCCACCAUCUCAUGCCUGCUAAUCCUAUCAGCCUACCCAAAAGCGUUGGAGCCAAUCGCAUUGAGAAUGAUGGUCACCGUGAUCACUGGCACCCUGAUUGUCGCCGGCAAGUUCGUCGAGUGUCAUCCAUUGGAUAACAAAUUGCUCGUCUAUCUCGGCGACAUCUCCUAUUGCCUCUAUUUGGUGCACUGGCCCGUAUUUGUGUACGCCAAACACAAUUUCGACGAGCGUUUUUUGAUCUACGCGAGUUUCGCGCUAAUCUCCAUCAUUCUCUCGUCUCUUCUCGUCGAGACCCUCGAGACAUUCCACCGUAGGCUUCCGACGACUACCGCGUUGGCGCUUCUCAUCGGCGUACUGUACCUAGCAACACUUACUAUGCGCUUCGUCAAACCGUCAAAUACUCGAUUCAAUGAAGACGACGUGAGACUCUCGAAGUAUUUGGAGCGUGACGUCGAGAAGCUCGACUUCUCCGAUAUCAGUCGAGACAACGCCGUCAUUCUCAACAAGAAAUGGGCUCGCGAUGAGGCCGACUCGAAUCGUCCGCCCAAUUGCGAGCCGAGUACGUCAGAGCACGGCUACUGCGAGUUCGAGGCGUCGCGUCUCAACGGCGAUUUGACGACGCUUAUCAUCGGCAAUAGUUUCGCGCCAAAUCUCGCCGAUUUGAUCUACAAAAUUGCUGGCGAUUUUUCGAAGAAAAUCGUCAAAUUUAGUGCGCCAGAUUGCGCGGUUCUCACAAUCAACGAGCCGAAUUGCCGACCGGUGUAUGAGCAAUUCAUCAAAAUUGCGAACACCACGAAACCCGAUGUGAUGUUCAUUCUCGACAACAAUUCGAAGCUAACGCGCCCCAUUGCCACCGACGAUUUUGUGAUGGUCGAGGCGCAAAACACGUUGCGAAUUUACGAGGAAAUCGUCUCUCGACGAAUCUAUCACCUCGACGCCAUGUGCGCUCCAUUGCGACCGACGCUCGCCGAAUUCGCGCGGCUCCUUGAAAACGGCCACCAACUGACGCAGGAGGAUUUCGUCAUCGACUAUCGAUUCAGUUUAGGACAGCUGCGUGUCAAAGAGCUCGUCAAACGGUGUCGAACGUGUGAUGUCAUUCGUGUUCACGAUGCGCUCAACGAUAAGAGUUUCGACGAGGCGACGAGUCUCGCAUACUUCUAUGAUGGCGGCCAUUUGACGCCGAUGGCGAAGAAAAUUAUUUGGCCCCUGUUUCGAAACCUCACCGCCGAUUUUCGGAACAUGUCAAUGAUUGCUGGCUAA
Messenger RNA from Caenorhabditis bovis, 2034 nucleotides. Lineage: Eukaryota; Metazoa; Nematoda; Chromadorea; Rhabditida; Rhabditidae. The record is from the annotation of a GenBank genome assembly.